This is a messenger RNA of Miscanthus lutarioriparius, 609 nucleotides long. The record is from the annotation of a GenBank genome assembly. Lineage: Eukaryota; Viridiplantae; Streptophyta; Magnoliopsida; Poales; Poaceae.
AUGCAGCACUGGCGUGAGGAUGUUGAGAAGAUAAGGAUGAAGAAGAGGAGAGAGAAACUGUUGGAGGCGUGUGGAUGUGUUAACAGUGGUAUUGGGAUGAACACAGAACACCUGCAGUACUUUUGUUUGUUAAUAAAUAGAGCUACAAUGAUCUUUGAGGCUAAAGUGAGCAUGACAAGGCAAUUGGAUUUUAAUGAUGUACACUCUGAUGUUGAGUCAAUUGCUCCUAUUAUUCCAGCUCGUGAAUGUACCACACCACAGAAGUCCUUCAGCAUCCCGUUCUCUGGUUCAUCUUAUACUCCAGAUUGUGACGACACCUUGAAACGCCACGUUGGGAUGACUUUCACAGAUGUUGAAUCAGCCAAGGAGUUCUAUAAGCGUUAUGCUCAUCAUGUGGGUUUUUCAGUUCGUGUUGGGCAGCACAAGGUUGUUGAUGGAGUGGUCUUAUACAAGCGUUUCUUUUGUGCAAAAGAAGGUUUCCGUGAUGACAACAAUAUGCAAUCAAUUAGCAAGCGAAAGAGGUAUGAGAAAAGAAUCACUAGGUGUGGGUGUGAGGCUAUGCUUGUUAUCAAGCGGACUGAUGACUGUAAGUACACUGACAAGAUUUGA